AUGAAUGACGCGAAGUACUCCAAUUACAGCGCGAUUUUGACGUACGGUCCGUACAUCAACAGCAUUCUGCUCAACCUGGUUCACUACUUUCUGCCCGUGUAUUACGGCGAUGUGAAGCUGUACAAGCCCAAAGUGGGAGCUACGCGCGAGCCGUUCGAGACGCGCUGCACGAUCACGUUGCAGUCGAAUUUGCUGCUGCGAGUCCCAUUCCAGGCGUCGACGAGCGUUGUGGUGACGCCAGAUAACCCGCUGUUCGAUUUGAAACGAGCGAAAGAGGAAGUGCGGUCGGUGGAGGGACCGAUCAGCGAGAGCAAUCAGCACGGAUUUGAAUCGAAAUCGCUGUUUUUGGAGUUUCGGAAGGGAACGGUGAUCGAAGUGACGAUCCCGAAUAUUCUAUUGAAGGAAUCGGACAACGUCACGGCGUUCCGCGUGCGAAGCCAGAACGUGACGGUGAAAGACCCGCAAUACAUCGACUCUGUGAUUCAAAUCAAGUCGAUGGACAUCGAUUAUCUAAUGGAAUACCCGCUCUCCUUCACCGGGCUGUACAAAACGCAGAUCAUCGUGAAGAUCGAUGGGUUCAAAAUGACGUUCUAUUACACGUUCGUGAACAUGGUGAUCGACCUGCUCGCUGGGUUCGGCAUGUACGCCAAUCACGCCUACGAGUAUUUUUGCAAAAGCGAAAACAUUUAUUCCGUGUCCGUCUCCGAUGUCAGCCUCAUCAUUCCCACAGUGGAAGACAACGUCGUGAACGACGUUACGCUCACUGAUCAAUACGACUAUCUCCAAUUCACCCUCUCCUCCUUCGCCGUCACCAUCUCGGCUCCGCAGCUUCACUACAACGCGCUGACCACCUUUGCGUUCUCCAUUCUGCUCGGCGACAUGUCGAAUGACCAGGGCAAAUACCCGAUCGUGGUGUCAUUCAGGCCGCAUCGACGCAAUCCCGUGGGGCAGAUUCGAAAUGGAGACGGCGAGCACACGACGGAUUUCUUGGGCUGCCAGUACAUUCAGAUUCAAGGCGAAUACAACGCGCAUCCGGAGGUCUCCGAUGACGUUUCGGAUUCGAUUUAUAUGUCGAUUGGGAUCGAUUCCCCGCGGUUAAUCUUCUACGGCGAGGUCUAUUCGCAUCUGUUCAAUCUGAUCAAUAAUAUUUUGGGUGUGAAUCAGUACGUCAUCACGGAAGAAGAGUACGCGGCCAUGCAGAACAACAACCGAAUGGCGUUCUAUCUGAAGUAUCUGAACGAUUUCCGGAAGCAUAAGGUGAAUAUUCUCACCUCGUUCACAACGAUCACGUUAACAGAAGUCCGCAUCGAGCUGCCGGGCGAGUUAUUCAUUCCUUCGGCUCUGCAGUUCGCGCCUUCGCAUCACGGCGAUUUGUCGAACCCGAUGAUUCGCGAGCCCAGCAAAGACAACUCGAUUUUGUGCUCGCUUUCGUCGUGUAGCGUGGAGUUCGCAACGAAUCCUUCGGUUUUGGAUAUGAAUCUAUCGACCACGCCCAUCAAUAUUAUUAUUCCAUGCGUUGAGAACACUCCCUUUUCCACUCCCAAUCAGAAUCUUCUCACUCUCGAUCCGAUUCACAUCCAUCUAAAGCAGCUAAAUAACGCCUAUGCGUUCUAUCCAAUCAUCACGUACUAUCGAAAAUGCGAUGCGGAUAUCGGCCAAUUGAAUGGAUCGCUGAGUGCCCAAUCGCUGAAUCACGCUAUAAAUCAGAUCGAUAACUGGCUCUUCUCUUUUGACGCUGCGAUGAAUGCAGAUCGCGUCCAAUCGCAGUUUCUGGGGUAUUUGAGCGUCUCGCUGAAUUCGCUGCGGCUUUUCACUCCGUUUAUUCCGUCGACCGAUGAAGUGGUGUCUGUGUACGUCACCAUGGUUUUCGAUGAGCAAUUCUACUGCACGUAUUCGAAGCAAGCCGAAGGAGUCAAGCUAAAAAAGAAGGGAACGUCCGAGCUGGUCUGCGACCUCCACGCCGAGCAUUCGUUCAAUGUCUACACUCUCGACCGCGUCUUCUACGUCUAUCUCUUCAUCAUCACGCGAUCCUCCUUCCGCAAAUGCAUCGGAAUCGGGAAGGUGGACAAUCUCGCGCUCCUCGCCGUGAUGAAAAAGCAGGAGACGCAGUCCAUCUUGUUCUUCCCGAAUUGUGGAUACGACACACGAUCGAGCAGUCCGAUCGCUGCUGCGGACAUUAACUACGAUUACAAGCCGAAACUUCCGAAAGUACUGCCCGUUCCGACGGUUCCCAUGAGACAGUAUCGCGAAUAUGGGAUUCGGUCUGGAUCGUGCGUGAUUCAUUUGGACGAGGAUGACGGGAACUCGGUGAAGAUCGAUAUGAACAACGAGAAGGAAGGCGAGGGCUCGCCGAAUAUCGUGGAGUCGCUGAAUGCUGCGAUCGACGAAUUCGACAAUUUGGGAACGCGGAGCAAAACGUUCGGCUAUGUGUCCACGCCGGAAUCGAUGAUCUCGAUGGAUCGAAUGAACGAGAAUUAUGACUUGGCGAUGCAUUACAUGUUCCGCUUUAUGAUUUCGGACAUCAAAGUCGGCAUUCCUUCGGUGACUGUCUUGGUCAGUUAUCCGAACUCCAUUUGCAAAUCCAUCCCAAUGAAGCUGAUUCGCUAUUCCUCGCUGAGCAACGUGUUUUUACUCUCCAUCCCCAACCCCAUUUCCGUCAAAUUCGAUACCAUCAUCACGCUCUCUUCGCGAUCUCGCCUCAUCGUCAACGUUCCCACGCUCGUUCUGCGCGUAUUGAAAGGCGUCGACUACGUCUCGGGACCGACGUCCUCAUUAAAAGAUUCUAUCACUUCCCCAUCCGAAAACGAGCAAACUCUUCUCGAUAGCUUCAGCCAUCAACGCUUCUUAGGGAUCGGCGAAGUGCUCUGCACGAUGCGAAUCGCGAUGUACUGCCUUCUCCAUUUCCCCGAUCGAUCAUACAGCAGUGGCGUCGAAAUGCGCGAGUCUUCGCUCCAGAAAGCGUUUAUUCAGGCCGUCGAUCGCUGCCGAUUGCUCACGCAGCGAAACCGCGGCAUGGCGCUGGACUGUCAUUACAACGAAUACAGCAAUCACUACAAUCUCUGCAACGAUCUCGCGCGCCGAAUCAAAGAAGCCGUGGGCGGAAUCCACUCCGCAGCGAACAUCCAGCUUCGCCAGCAGUUUAUUAUGCAGUUCAGCAACAACGAGUCCAGCCAAGUGCCAUUGGUUCGCGCGCAUUCGCAGCGUUUGUCGCAGAAUUUCGGAUCGGAGGAGGAUCAGCGCGCGCUGUUUGAGUCGCUGAAGAAGGCGGGCGAGCCGCUGAGUUUGUCGCAGACGGGUGAAUUCGAUGCGAUUAGCGAUGAAAUGGAGUCGAUUCUGAGCACGUCGGAGGACGAGUUCGAAAGCAUUAGAGACAGCAGUGAGGAGGAACGCACCGUCACGUUUGAGAGCAUCGACGAGUCCAGCGAAAGCGGUGGGAGACUGGGAGGACUAAUGAUCGAUCUCCCGGUGGAGCGACAGGAGCAAGAGGAGGAAAUGGACGAAUCGAUCCUCAGCGACGUGCUGUGCGAAUGGUCGGUUUCCUACAUGCCGCGUUGUGGCGUGCAGUCGGCGAAAAGCCUUCACGACCUUCGAUCGUAUGCAAAUGCGUUCACGACAUUCCUCGAAGUAGAACGAACGCAUCCGAGUGAAUUUGUAGUGUAUUGGAUCGGAGGAAACACCAGCAAGAUCCCCAACAACACGGUGAAUCCCAACCUAUUCGACCAGCUCUACAAUCUCUCUCACGUUUUGCUGACCGAAAACGAUGCGAUGGAACGACCGACGAACAAGCCUCGCUCUGUGACGGACACGAGCUUCUAUCCGUCGACGGUACGCCUCCAGAAGAGAAUGAACUUCGACGACAACACGCGAAUCACCGUCUCCGAAGAUUUGCUGGACGUGCUGAGCGACCUGGCGGACAUUCCAAUGAACGAGCCAGUUUCCUCGAUUUCGGUGCUGAGUCGAUGGAGCAAGCGCUAUCUCCGAUCGCAGAUGCCGCUGCCCGCAAGCGAGGAUUAUCAAUUCCAGUACAACGUGACGAGCGGGCAACAUCCGCUUUCCGCCGCGAAGAAAACGAAUCUCAUCGUAACGGGCAGCAAAAUCAACAUGGACGCACUGUUCCGAACCGAAGAACGACCUUCCUGCUCUCCCUACAACCCUUCCUUCGCGCCUCCCAAAUCGCAGCAGCUCUCUCGAAGCGGCAUGCACUUGCUCAUCAUGGGUCUGGAGAUCGAGAACAUCAUCUACAUCAACCGAACGCUCGACGAGGACUUCAUGAAGGAGAUCUCGCGCAUCAACAACACGCAGAGCUCGCAGCGCGGCGUGAACGUGCAGAAAUCGCCGGAACUUCACGAGGGAAAUUUGGGCUCGCAGGUUGUGAAAGUGAGCAACGUGAAAGUGUGCUGCAACUACCAGCUCGUUGCACCGCAUUACCUGAAGGAAACGAACUUGAAACCGCUGCGAUUGAGUCCGAUGAUUCUGAAUAUCGGGCUGAUCAAUCUGAACUCGAAGUCGUCGUUGAGCCUGGAAAUGAAAUCGCGUGCAAAUAACGACACGGCGGUGGUGAAGAACGAGAAGUUCAACAUCCAGAUGGAGAACGUGACGCUCAAGUUCAGCUGCGACAUGCUGAUUCAAUGCAUGCAGCUCUUGGAGUUGAGGCAGGAAACGUCGGAUGUGGUGAUGCGAAUGGGCGUUGUGCAGGCGAUCGAAGAGAUCGUGAUGAAGCUCCGGAUGACCAGCGCGUGCGAGCGCUAUCAGCAGUCCUUCCUUCAGUACGGACUGCUUCAAAACGUGAUUGUGGGAUGGAGAGAUGAUGGAUAG
Blastocystis hominis is the source of this 4815-nucleotide messenger RNA. RefSeq lists its product as hypothetical. NCBI's taxonomy places the organism in Eukaryota, Bigyra, Opalinata, Blastocystidae. Gene Ontology annotation, biological process: fermentation. The record is from RefSeq and is a predicted model, not a curated record. Gene Ontology annotation, cellular component: membrane.